Molecule: messenger RNA, 2498 nt
Organism: Ipomoea triloba (trilobed morning glory)
Lineage: Eukaryota; Viridiplantae; Streptophyta; Magnoliopsida; Solanales; Convolvulaceae
Product: cytochrome c oxidase assembly protein COX15-like
Exons: 10
Coding region: 861-2273 (470 amino acids)
Biological process (GO): heme A biosynthetic process
Cellular component (GO): mitochondrial inner membrane
Molecular function (GO): oxidoreductase activity, acting on NAD(P)H, heme protein as acceptor
Source: RefSeq, a predicted model, not a curated record
CGGGUUCAUGGGAAGAAAAGGAAGAGCCAAAUUCAUACCAUCUGGAGCACACAACGAAGGACCAGGACUCCAACAUUUAGCUCUUACAAGCGAAGAUAUCUUCAAAACACUGCGAGAAAUGAGAAAGAGGAGCGGAAUCGGAGGUUUCGAGUUCAUGCCGUCGCCAACGUACUAUAAGAAUUUAAAGAGCAGAGCUGGCGAUGUUCGGAACGAUGAACAAAUUAAAGAGUGUGAAGAAUUAGAGAUUUUAGUGGAUAGAGAUAACUAGGGAACGAUGCUUCAAAUCUUCACCAAGCCUGUUGGAGACAGAAUUUGGGUGCUAGCAAAGGUGGUGGCUCGAUUGGGUCUAUAUGGUCAAAAUUGCUUGGUUGGUUGCUCGACUGGGUUUUCUGGAAUCAAUGAUGCUGGGGUGAAAGUUCGCAUGAUGUUUUGUGUAUUCUGGUGAUUCUCAAGUCCAUUUCCCGCGUUCGCAUUCUAUGCUUAUCACUUUUGGCGAUGAUUUUUUGGUAGGAGGCGUGUCUGGAUUCCAGCCACCGCCCGACCACGGUGGCGCUACCGUCACCAUGGAUUCCAGUGUGAGUGACAAAUCUGAAAAGCCAAUGCGAGAGGAAGGAGGAAAUUGAAAAACUUAGUGGGUUGUGAAAUUACCAAAUUGUCCAUGGUUUUAACACUAGUUAGAGAGAAAUUUGACAGUAGGGUUACAUUGGCUACAAUUAAAACAGGCGGUUUACCCUUAAACCCUGAGGAUUUUGACUUGAGCGAGCGAGCGAGCUCCAGCAAGCAGCCUUAAGCUUAAAACCCCACUCCCCAGAUAUCAGAGGCUUAAACGGCAUUCCGGCAGGGAAGACGAGGGAUAAGCAAUGAGAGAGAGGAAUUUGCUAUUGAUUCUGAGGCAAAAUAAAGCCUUGGGCUCCAAGAUUUCAUCGAAUCUGAGCGGGUGGUUGAAUCAAACCUCGGGUAUUUCGAGCCAAACCUCCGAACACUACAGGCUUUUAUCUUCUUUAGCAAAGCUUGCUCCUUUAAGCAGGCGCUCAAUUACCCGAAGCUUUGUCAAUUAUGGGUUCAGAUCCUUUCAUCAGCUCAAUCACAAGGGCUACAGGUCACCAUUUAGGCAUUAUUCCACUGCACCAUCUACUGUUGCUGAAACUAAGGAGGGAUUGAAGUUCCUUGUAACUGCGGGGCCACGUGCUCAGAAAAUGAUUGGGAUAUGGCUUUUUACUUCAGCUGCUUGGGUAUUUAGUAUGGUGGUGCUUGGGGGUGUCACACGCCUCACUCGUUCUGGCCUCUCAAUGACUGACUGGAAGUUUACGGGGGGCUUGCCUCCUCUAUCUGAUGAAGAAUGGACGGUUGAAUUCGAGAAAUAUAAGCAAUCUCCCGAGUACAAUCGUGUGAACAGGGGGAUGACAAUUGAAGAUUUCAAGUUCAUAUAUUGGAUGGAAUAUGCACAUCGAAUGUGGGGAAGGGCGUUAGGUAUAAUGUUUGCACUUCCUUUCUCAUACUUCCUUCGCAAGGGAUAUAUUACUGUUCGAUUAGGGCUUCGACUCUCUGGCCUAUUUGCCCUUGGUGCUGGACAAGGACUUAUAGGCUGGUGGAUGGUUAAAAGUGGUUUGGAGGAGCCACCAUCUGAGUAUGUCAUACCAAGAGUGAGCCCUUACCGCCUUGCAGCUCAUCUUACUUCUGCCUUUGCCAUUUAUUGCGGCCUCUUUUGGACUGGUCUCUCUGUUGUUAUGCCUGAACCUCCCGCUGAAUCUCUUGCUUGGGUUCACGGGGCAGCAAAAGUAAAGCGACUUGCACUUCCUGUUGGCAUCCUUGUUGGAAUUACAGCUAUAUCAGGAGCAUUUGUUGCUGGAAAUGAUGCUGGCCAUGCAUUUAAUACUUUUCCAAAAAUGGGAGAUACUUGGAUUCCAGAUGAUGUUUUCAGUAUGAAGCCUCUCAUUCGCAACUUUUUUGAAAAUACUGCAACAGUCCAGCUUGAUCAUCGAAUACUUGCCACUGCAACAUUAGCUUCCAUUAGUGGCUUAUGGUGGGCUACAAGGAAACUAGAUCUUCACCCUGCAAUACGGUCUUUGAUUGGAAGCACUGUGGGUAUGGCUGCUCUACAGGUUACAUUGGGCAUUUCAACGCUUCUUUCGUAUGUGCCUGUUUCACUAGGAACUGCUCAUCAGGCCGGAGCUCUAACGCUUUUAACACUGAUGAUUCUGCUCAACCACACCGUGAGGCGCCCAUCUCCAUCGCUUCUCAAGUCACUGCCUGCACUUACAAAAACAGUCUGAUAGUAUACACUGAGAUUGCAUGUUUCUACUCUCUUGUUUUUGACAAUUCCUGUUGUCCUAUUUGUGAUACCUCUGCACUGCAGAGAAGCAGCAAAUGAAGGUUUUUGCUUCUCCUCAUGAACUUCUAUGUUUUAGUUUGUAUUCAAACUUUGAGAAUCAUUUAUCACAUACCAAUUAACAUUUCAACCAUCAAUAACAAAACAUUAUCAAAGUUUACUAAGCUUA